This is a messenger RNA of Paracoccidioides brasiliensis Pb18, 1377 nucleotides long. RefSeq names its product flap endonuclease 1. The record is from RefSeq and is a predicted model, not a curated record. Gene Ontology annotation, cellular component: cytoplasm; nucleus. The coding region runs from base 1 to 1377 and encodes 458 amino acids. The transcript has 3 exons. Gene Ontology annotation, molecular function: 5'-3' exonuclease activity; 5'-flap endonuclease activity; DNA binding.
AUGUUUGGGGAGAAUCUGCAGUAUCUAAACAAUCGAUGCCUGGCUCGGCCCAUUUUGCAAUUUCGUCGCCUGCACGCAACGCAUUUUUUGCGGGACCCGUUUUUCGGCAAGCAUGCUGCUGCGAGACAAACAAAGCCAGAGGAAAUCUCCACGAUAUACUGCACAUCAGUACCACAAAUGCUCCAGCCGCAGUUUGAUCUUAUCGCUGAUGACAUGGGAAAAGGACGACCUAUACUGUCAAUCAUGGAUCUUAAGGAUGGCGAACGCAUGGUGCAGAGACUAUCCCCUCACAUCUCCAUGAGUAUUUACAGCUUCCUCGUCGCCGUCCGCUCAGAUGGCCAACAGCUCAUGAGUGAGACGGGUGAGACAACCUCACAUCUAAUGGGCAUGUUCUACCGCACACUUCGCAUCGUUGACAAUGGAAUCAAACCCGUUUACGUAUUCGACGGUGCGCCUCCAAAGCUCAAAUCCGGAGAGCUAGCGAAACGAUUUAUGCGCAAGUCUGAAGCAGCAGAAGCCCAUGAGGAGGCGAAGGAAAUCGGCACUGCAGAAGAUGUGGAAAAGUUCUCAAGGCGUACGGUCAGGGUGACGCGCGAACAUAAUGAGGAGUGUAAAAAGUUGCUCAAACUUAUGGGUAUACCGUACAUCGACGCCCCCACCGAGGCAGAGGCGCAAUGUGCGGUUCUCGCAAGGGCGGGAAAGGUUUACGCGGCUGCGUCAGAGGAUAUGGAUACGUUAUGCUUUGAUUCGCCAAUCUUGCUGCGACAUCUUACAUUCAGUGAACAACGGAAAGAACCAAUCUUGGAAAUACAUCUGGAUCGUGUGCUGGAGGGUCUAGAUAUGGAUAGGAAGCAAUUCGUCGACCUCUGCAUACUUCUUGGCUGUGACUACCUCGAUCCCAUCCCCAAAAUCGGCCCUAACACCGCGCUAAAAUUGAUCCGCGAUCACGGCUCCUUAGAAAAAGUCGUGGAGGCCAUCGAAUCCGACCCGAAGAAGAAAUACGUCAUCCCCGAAGACUGGCCAUAUAAGGAUGCUCGGGAACUCUUCUUCGACCCUGAUGUUCGCAAAGCAGACCACCCGGACUGCGACUUCAAAUGGGAGGCACCCGAUGUCGAAGGUCUGGUAAAAUUUCUGGUUGAAGAGAAGGCAUUCAGCGAAGAUCGAGUACGGAACGCUGCGGCACGGUUACAGAAAAAUCUGAAAACAGCACAGCAAUCUCGACUCGAAGGGUUUUUCAAACCGAUUGCCAAGACCCAGGAAGAAAAAGCGACUUUGAAGCGCAAGCAUGAGGAAAAAAUAGAAUUGCAGAAGAAAAGAAAGAAAGAGGAGGCCAAGGCGAAAAAGGAAUCGAAAUCUAAACCUAGAGGGACUGCGUGA